AUGCGCUGCUUUUCGUCGCCAUGCCACCGUGGCCAAGAUGAUGGCGUCGUGGCUGAGCGCUCUGGUUUUGGGGCUGCGCAGCUCAUUGAGCUAGCUGCUGUUCUCACUUCCAGUGAGCUGGAAUGCUUGCAGAUGCUGGCGAAGCAUGACAAGCUUCUGGCGGGGCUCAGCCCUUGGUUCACCAAGGACACGCAGCGUCUUUGCCGGUCGGCGAACGCGGACUUUGCGACUCUGGAACUUCACCUCCCGCGAAAGAAUGCGUAUCUGCAGCGAGUACUUGAGGAAGCAUCUCGUGUUGCAGGCCACAGCCUGUUUGCAAACAUCACGGCUCGGCUUUGGCUUUGUCUUCCGCUGCGCUGCACCGGUGACGCGGCACUCCUGCGCUUAGUCACACAUCGGGCACUGGCGCACCACAUGGGCCUGCCUUCGCCCUUCCCACGCGCACUGCAGCCGAGCGAGCUGCGAUGGAAGCUGUUGGACGGCAAGCUGCCUGUAGGCUCCGUGCAGGAGGCGACAGACAUUUCCAACAAAGGUCGCUGCGUCUGCAGCCAGGACAUCGGAGACAGGCAUGAUGAAGUGCCUGGUCUGUUCAAUGUCCGGGAACAAGACAGGCUCAUGAAGGAUCUCCAGAAGCCAGGGCUACGCCGGCAGCAGGCUCUGAGCCAGAUAAGCCUGCCGCCUCCAUCGACGAAGAGGACCCUUCUCCACGUGUGGCAGCAUGCGCCGAAGAGCUGCUAUCAUCUUCAUCUGCCGGAAGGAGGAUGCGUCCCAGCAGCACUUGCUCGUUUUUUGCUUGGGGCGGCUGCUGCAGCUGCAUCACCCCAUCGGGGCCCGUCGUUGCUCCUGGCGCAGCUCGGGAAUGCUGCCGAAGCUGCUGCGGUGAUGCAGAGCUGCCCCUGGGCGUUGCUCGAUGACUUUGCUUGCGAUGGUUGUGUGGCACCUCCACAUGGCUUCCGCCCAGCCGGGCUGCUGGCAAAGGUUCGCGCAGCUCAUGCAGCCUACGCUUCAGGACGGAAGUUCCUGCCAAAACCGCUGUCCUGGGCUGGCGGAGAAUUGACUUGCAACCGAGAUGCCGCAGAUGCAGAGUAUGAGGCGUCUGCGCAAGAUGUGCAAGAAGGUGUUGCCCAGCGCGUGGCAUGUUUGUAUUUGGCGGCGCUGCCGAAUGACUACGCGCCCAUUAGAAGGAUGGCUCGCACCUUUGCUCGGCACUGCGAUUGGGCCUCCUUUUUCGCCACGCCCAGGAGGGACGAGGAAGGACGCAGUUCCUGGCGCAUCAGCGUUGGACGGCGCGAGUUUGAAAUCGUGAACUUGGCACAGGCUUUUCCUGAGGCACAAGCAGAUGAGAGCUGGAUGAAAAUGCAAUGGGUCGAUGAAGGCAUCCCGGUACCUGCUGCUCCCGGCUCUGAUACCUUCCGCAAGCGCUUGUGGUCGGGCAACACAAUCCAGAAAAGCUUACUCAUGGCUGUCUACACAGCUCGGCGCAGUCUAGAUCGCGCUGACCUUUUCUGCUUGCUGGAGCUUGACAGCGCAUUUUCAGCUGAGAAUCUUCGGGCCUUCGCGCGAGCAAACAAGCUGCUCGCCCAGGACCCGCACUACGUGGCGUCACUGCAUUUGGGCAUGAAGCUGCAGGUUGGGAUUUUCCCAAACACUGCUGGCGGGGUGUGCAUGACGAGAGAAGCUUUGCGAAGACUCUCACAGCAUCUGGAGCUGUUGGAGAAAGACGCCCUCGCAUACCCUCAUCCAAAGCGAGUUGGCUUCUGGGUGCCAGCUGUGCGCCACCCAGAGCUCGCACGCCGGGUGAACGGCUGUGGCUUCGUUGCUGGUCAUUGGUGGGACAUUAUGCUCGGGCGAUGCUUCGUCGCAUCCAAUGUCACGGCGCAUCCCGCAGUCGAGGACGAGCUUGGGCGCAAUUACUUUACCUCGGAGACGCUGCCAUGCCAGGAGCACCUGGCCAAACGCAGUUUGCCUCCUUUGCCAGGGCCCAGCCUAGCCCCGGACAGCUUGGAGAACGUAGCACGUGCUCUCUGCGAACACUACGGCUUUGCUCCCGAGAUACACCGUUGGGUGCCGUGCCAUCCUUCGGAGGUUACUCCGGUGGCGGACUAUUGGCUUUCGCCGUUUGCGAUAGGCUAUCAUGGUUACAAGAAUCUUACUGACCUGAUGCAUGCAUACCGCAUACUCUACAUGUCCGCUGGAUGCGAUUGGGCUCUGCCGUUCCGGCCAAAGGUGCUGCAGAACAGGAGAGCUGCAAUGGAGCAAAAUGGACCGAAUGACUUUCCGACACGCUUGAAGCCACUCACGCCGAUUCAAGACGCGCAUGCCACGGCCCGGCCGAGCCCGGGCAGCGCCGUCUACUUUCGAGGGGCCGCAGCCGCUGACCCGUUCGAGCCACGAGCUUCGGCCGAAGACCCUCCCAAGACCACCGUUACAGGCCCGCCGGCUGACAAACUCAGCUUCGAGGCAUCAUGCGGCGGUGAGUCUGAUCGCGUCAUUGCCGUCACACCACCUCCUGGCCGACCACCGGAGGAUCGUGGUCCUCGAGUGCGGCGAACCGUACCUGGAGAGGACUCCAGCAGGCAUACGCCGGUCGAGCCGGUUGAGGACCAAUCAAACGAGGUGCAACCUUUCUCCAACGAGGAGCCACAGGUGCUUUUGUCGGCGGAAGCUUCGCCUCAGCCCUUGAGAUCAUGCCUGAAAGGCUCUUCCUCACCGUCUGGCCCGCGAGCGGAGGAGCCUACACCACCCAACAGCAGGGGAUCCACGAAGAUUGGUGUGGCCUACAUCCUCAACAACAGCAAGGAUCUCGCUAGCCACCACUGGUUUCCCAAUAGUCACCCGACCUCGCAGAUCUCAGCAGAUCUUGUCAGCAUCAUCGCCAUGGACCGUCCGUUUGUGGCUCCUCAAGCCGCGUGA
Symbiodinium sp. CCMP2456 is the source of this 2913-nucleotide messenger RNA. Lineage: Eukaryota; Dinophyceae; Suessiales; Symbiodiniaceae. The record is from the annotation of a GenBank genome assembly.